AUGAAUCAACAAGAGCAGCCUCGAGGGGCUUUGGCAGUGCUUGUCGAUUUGGCCAGUGAAGAUGCUAGGCCAAUGUGGGUAGUGAACACUCACCUCUCGCACAGGAUGGCAUCUGCAGAGCAGCGUCGGCAGGCGGAAGAGUUGUUGGCCUGGAUCGAAGAGCUUCGUCAUGUGCCAAUUCCAGGUUUAUCCAGGCCAACAUUCUUGCUAGCCGGCGAUCUGAAUUCCUCCUUCUACAUGCCGUUCUCCGGGUACAGUGUCAUUGUCUCAGAUUCGCGCUGGAAAGAUUUGUGGAAGGCAGCAGAAGCACCUUGCUGCUGCCAAGCCAGCUUUCCUGCCUAUGGCUGCGGCGGUUUGUUUGGGAUGAGGAUUGACCAUCUCUUUGGCCUCCGUGAUGGAGAUGCCCUCCCCAUGUGCGAGUUAGCCCACGUGCUCCGACGUACUCCUGCCGAUGAGAUGGCAUCUGACCAUUGUGCGGUUUUCGUGCAGAUGGACUUUGUGGAUGAUCCUGCCAGUGAGUCAGGACUUGAGCAGAAAGUGCUGCUGAUGUAG
Durusdinium trenchii is the source of this 552-nucleotide messenger RNA. The record is from the annotation of a GenBank genome assembly. Lineage: Eukaryota; Dinophyceae; Suessiales; Symbiodiniaceae.